AUGACAUGCCGGGACGCACUUUGCGACGGGCGCUCCAGGAGCAGGGUGCUGGUGCCAGGCAGCUCCCCCAGCGGCUUGCGCCCCCGCGGGUUCGCCAUCACGGAUCUUCUGGGCCUGGAAGCUGAGGUGCCCGCGCCUGCCGGCCCCGGGCCAGGAUCUGGCUGCGAGUCCUCCGUGGCCGCACCCUGUACGGGUUCGGGUCUCGCGGGCUCCUGCAUGGCGCGCGGGGCCCUCCCAUUGGGGCUCGGCCUUCUAUGCGGCUUCGGCGCACAGCCCCCCGCGGCCCCUCGGGCGCCUUGCCUGCUCAUGGCCGACGUGCCGUUCCUGCCACCCGGGGCGCCUGAACCCGCUGCCCCGCAAGCCCCUGGUCGCCCGCCGCCCCCUCUCGGCAGCCAGAAGAGCAGCGAGAGCGUCUCGACGUCCGAUGAGGACAGCCCAUCUGAAGAUAGGAGUGACCUGAAGGUGUCCCCCACCCUUGGCAAGAGAAAGAAACGGCGACACAGGACUGUUUUCACCGCCCACCAACUGGAAGAGCUGGAGAAGGCAUUCAGCGAGGCCCACUACCCUGAUGUGUAUGCCCGGGAAAUGCUGGCUGUGAAAACUGAGCUCCCUGAAGACAGAAUACAGGUCUGGUUUCAAAACCGGAGGGCCAAGUGGCGGAAGCGGGAGAAGCGCUGGGGUGGUAGCAGCGUGAUGGCGGAGUAUGGUCUCUAUGGGGCCAUGGUGAGACAUUGCAUCCCGCUGCCAGACUCUGUCCUCAACUCCACCGAGGGUGGCCUGGUUGGUUCCUGUGCACCAUGGCUUCUGGGGAUGCAUAAAAAAUCCACAGGGAUGAUAAGGAAACCAGGAAGUGAAGAAAAGCUGACAGGACUCUGGGACUCAGACCAACUCCAGGAAGGUUCUAGCCCAAGGCAGACAGGAUCCCAGAGAAGCUCAGAUGAAGCCAGCCCUGAGAAUGGCUUGGAAGAUAUGGCCAUUGAUCUCUCCAGCUCUGCCCGGCAGGAGACCAAGAAAGUACACCAGGGCACCAAUGCUAGAGGAUGCUCAGACUCCUCAGGGCUGGAGGGGCUCCAGCCAGGGAAGGUGGGAGCCUGAUGAGGCCCACAGGCCCUACCCUCAAAGGCUGGCAAGUUCAUCCCUUAUGGCAUUUUCCACAAGAUAACAGUUGUCUAAGACAAGGACUCUCAGCUGGAUUUUCUUCUUCCAGUGUCAGGAUAAAAUGUAAUGCCACUUGCUUUAAGAAGACAAAUGGAUACCUUAGGGAAAGCCCAUUUCACCCUAGAAUGGAAACCAUUCCUUAAAGGCAGUUAAUUUUAUGUAAAAUUUUACUUCUUUUUUGUAGAACUUGAGAAGGGAGGAUUUAAAGUUCAAAAAGUGUAUUCACUGCUGGGCCUCAUUUGAGAUUUGGUUCAAUAUACUGUGUAAAUUAAUA
Messenger RNA from Panthera uncia (snow leopard), 1432 nucleotides. RefSeq names its product visual system homeobox 1 (gene VSX1). The record is from RefSeq and is a predicted model, not a curated record. Lineage: Eukaryota; Metazoa; Chordata; Mammalia; Carnivora; Felidae. The coding region runs from base 1 to 1095 and encodes 364 amino acids. Gene Ontology annotation, biological process: regulation of DNA-templated transcription. Gene Ontology annotation, molecular function: DNA-binding transcription factor activity, RNA polymerase II-specific; transcription cis-regulatory region binding. The transcript is spliced from 5 exons. Gene Ontology annotation, cellular component: nucleus.